Paraglomus brasilianum is the source of this 1701-nucleotide messenger RNA. The record is from the annotation of a GenBank genome assembly. NCBI's taxonomy places the organism in Eukaryota, Fungi, Glomeromycota, Glomeromycetes, Paraglomerales, Paraglomeraceae.
AUGGCCACAAACAGGCUAGACUUUGAUGAUAAUAACAAAGGCAGUCUUCAUUCACUGCUCACGCUAAAUUCCAUUAAAGAGUCUAGAGUUGUUGAUGAGAAGGCUCUUGAAGAAUUAUUUGCUGAAAAUGAUAAAGACAUAGCGGCUCUAGCACAGCAAACUCGACAGGCAUUGGCAGAAGAAUUUUCUGGUUACCAAUAUGUAGAAAUUCAACCGAAACCAGGAUUUGUAAUAAAGACGCAUACUGUAGCAAAAACCGACAAAUAUCCUGCGAGCAUGAAAGUGUUUAUAAAUGUUUGUUAUUCGGAAAAGAUUACUGCUCCGAUGCAAGUUCCCGAAGAUGAGAUUCAGAAAGCUGUCAAAGGAGAGGAAUCUACUUACACUGUACCUAUGGUUGUUAGCGAACUGAGAGAAGAUAAAGAUAAAGCUCAGAGGCCAUGUCUCGUGUGUGAUGCUGUUAUUCACUUAAAGCCAAUGAAAAGAUCUAAGGAAGACGACAACUACAAAAUAUUUUUAACUGAAUUGGCGCUUGCAAUAUUUGAAGAAAAGUUCAAAAUGGAGUUAAGUCGAAGUUUGUCGUUUCCUAAAUUAUAUUCUCAAGGACCAUUGAAUCCAAGAAGAGUGCCUAUCCCUAAAGUGACAGAGGUAGCUUCAAAGAAACUUGACAAGUCGAAUGCUACCCAAACACUUCCAAGACCAGACUUUAAGAUAACUGAGAGUAAACAAAAUAAUACUGAUACGGUCAUUAUGGCGAUUCAGACACCAUUGCAGGAGUCAAUAGGAAAUGCAACAGUUGACGUUGAAUCUUUGCGAAUAAUCUUCCAUUCGCCGGGGAAAUAUUAUCUGGACGAAAUACUUCCAUUUCCUAUCGAUAUAGAGUCAGCAAAUGCUCGAUUCAUAAAACCCAAAAGAACAUUAAAAAUUAGAGCUAAAAGGUUGCAAAAAGUAAACACGAUGUCUGCUAAGUUACCGCAGAAACGGUACUAUCGUCAACGUGCACAUUCAAAUCCUUUUUCAGAUCAUCAACUUGAAUAUCCAUUAAGCCCUUCCCAUAUGGAUUGGUCAAAGCAUUAUCCAGCAUUCUUUCCUGCCGACAACCAGGAUAGUGCAGACGCAAGGGGCAAAAAAAAAGUCGAAUUUGCUGAUCUUGGUUGCGGAUAUGGUGGAUUACUUGUUGCACUAUCACCACUCUAUCCAAAUACCCUCAUGUUAGGGAUGGAAAUUCGUGUAAAAGUAGAAGAAUAUGUUUAUGAGAGAAUACAGGCAUUGCGAAAACAGAAUCCGAAGCAAUAUGAGAAUAUAUCUAUAAUCAGAAUGAACGCUAUGAAAUUCCUACCAAAUUUCUUUGAAAAAGGACAGCUGUCCAAGUUAUUCUUCCUAUUUCCAGACCCACAUUUCAAAAAGAAAAAACAUAAAGCAAGAAUCAUAUCACAUGGACUUUUGGCAGAAUAUGCAUAUAUUCUGCAAGAAGGAGGGAUAAUCUACACUAUAACAGAUGUCAGAGACCUACAUGAUUGGAUGGUCAAGUGCCUUGAUGAGCAUCCUUUAUUUGAAAGAAUUUCUGAUGAAGAGGCAGAAAAGGAUCCGGUCGUACCAUAUGUAAGAACUGCAACGGAAGAAGGAAAGAAAGUGGAAAGAAAUAAUGGAGAUAAGUUCUUGGCAUGUUACAGGAGAAUCAAAGAUGAAGAAGAACUAGUUUGA